This is a messenger RNA of Cyanistes caeruleus (blue tit), 2575 nucleotides long. The record is from RefSeq and is a predicted model, not a curated record. Lineage: Eukaryota; Metazoa; Chordata; Aves; Passeriformes; Paridae.
CCUGGAGGCUGUGUGGUAUUCAAAUAGGGUGAGUUCUUGAAAUUCCUCCAAACCUACCUGCAGCUGCCUCUGCCUCUCUGCUGAGCUUAGAAAAGCUGGACUUGCAAACUUCGUAAUUUGCCAUCAUAUUCUUCCUCCCUCAUCUCCUCUUGAUUUCUCUCAGUGUGUAUGGGGCAAUGCCAGGCUGGGAGGAUGCAAAAUGUUCUUCCCGUCUUUUUUAAAAAAUAAGAAAAGUUAACAAGGCAUGGACGGGGUAAAGUCAAUGCCAGGAAUCUUUCUCUGGGAACUGAGUGGCUGUGAAGGAAACCUGAGCAGAAAAAAUAGGACCUGACUUCCUCCUUGGAUCCCAGAGCUGAGCAUCAGCAUCAGGGAAGCUCGAUGUAAAGGGUAUCCCUCCUACUGAUGUUAGGUCUUCAAUCAGUACCGAGACAAUGAUAAUCAAAUGAAUGUACUAUAAAGCAGCUCUAAUUUUAGUCUGGUUUGUUAUUGUAAGAGUUCGUAGGGAAGGGUAAAGGGGGAGGUGAAGGCUGCUACAAAUGACUAAUGCUGCAUUUCAGCGUCCUAAGCCAUAUUUAGUGAUGUAGGAUAUAAACAUAAGCUCUCAGUACAAGUUUUCCUAUUUGGCUUCUGUUUCCUUUCUUCUGUUCCUUCUCCCAAAGACAGCUGCAGCUAGGCAGGUAUUUAUUGCUGGCGCUGUGCGGCAGGCACGCCCAGCUCCCCCUAGGGCCGAUCCCAGCAUUUUGCGGCUGUCUGGCCCGUUCCCCCGUGUGGAUGCCCAUGGAUCCUGGCCGUGUGGAUCCCGGCCGUGUGGAUCCGUGUGGAUCCCGGCCGUAUGGAUCCCGGCCGUGUGGAUCCCGGCCGUGUGGAUCCCCGUGGAUGCCGGCAGCUGGAGCGGCCCAGGGCAGCCCCUGUGCCGGGCUGGGCCUUGGCUGGCAGCGCAGGGCUAGGGGAGCUCUGCCCGGGGCCGAGCUGCCGCCGCCGGCUCUGCCCGCGCCUCAGGGCCGGAGCUCCCCGCGCCCCGAGCCUGGAGCCCGCUCAGCGGCACCAGCAUGUCGUGCUUGCCCCGCUUUGCCGGUUUUGGCCAUUGGAUUUGCUUGGGAGUCAAAGUCUGAGUUCAUUAACCUCAACCUCAACCUGCGUGAGGCUUCCAGCAACAUUCUUCCAUACUCUCACUAAAAACAGAUCAAUUACAGCAUAUCCUUUUAAGAAGUUUGAAAUAAAAUAUGCUAAGUAUAUUAAAAAUGUGCCAAGUACGUUACGCCCACUGUCAGUUUCAAUACCAGCAAAUUACCCUGUUCUGCAAGUCAUUGCCUAUCACUAUUCACAGACUAUGUGAAUAAACUUCUAGCUUUCAUUCAUUCUAGGCUCUGGAGCCUGCAGAUGGCAACUUUGGGAAACAACCUUUUGGCUGAGGGCUGUCCCCUCAUUUUUUAAAUGUUCUGCACAAGGGAUGGUUUUUGGGAUCGCUAUUAAUAGGCACCAGGGUAAAUGCCCCUUCUGUGGGAUGCUUCUGGGGGGCUGUUAUCAUUAUUCUCCAACUUUAACACCUCCAACCCACUGCAAAGCUUUCCUCUGUAGCUGUUAUCAGUAGGCUUCAGAGUUAACAUGCCAUCACCCAAGAAGGCUGUUUACUGGAAUGGCUGUUUUUUAAGUUUCCUGAGUGAAGACAAUGCCCCAAGUCUGGAGGAGCUGCCAUCAGUAGGCUCCAAAGCAUCAUCUAAACAAAACUAAAUUGUUAGCUUUGCACUGAUACAGGACACAGAGGAACGCAGGAGUUAAAAAAUGGAUGCAAAAGAUUCAGAUGAAUGCCACCAAGAACACAAGAACUGGUUAGGCCUCAUCAACUAAUGCUGGCAUUUUUAAUAUAAUCCAACAAGAAAUGUGAUUAGCCAGCUGCACUGGUAAUGUAUUAACUCUUGCCAGUCUUCUCAAUAUCUGCUUCACUUAUGGUGAGAGAGAAAGUUCAUAUAUAAUUUUUUUAGUGUAUCAAAGACUGAAAGUGUUAUGAAAACUGCUGGUUACCACUGCAUGAGUACUUGACCAAUGGAAGAAAAUUCUAUCUGUGUGUGUGUCUUUGAAGUUUAAGUGCCCUUCACUCUACAGAUCAGCUUGUGCUAAGGGACUCUUAUGUCUUCUAAACUGGUUUGCCACUUGUGCUGGUUUUGGAUGAAUUGACAUUUGGCGAGGAGGGAUGAAGCCACCCACAGAGAUGAUUUUUCUGGGAGGAGCUGCUAAGCUGUGCUUAGCAAAAACCAAUAGCUGGCUAGCUCUGAGAAUUGACAACCUAUUGAACGAUUUAGAUGCUGGGUCUGUCUCUGUGAAAUCCACAUUUUAAAGAUGGGCAAGCCUGGGAAAUAUCUCUCUUGCUUCCGGCGUUGAAGAGAUAACAGGGUGCUUGCCUCCAGGGAAAGAAGACCUCCGUUUCCAGAGAUGAAGGUGGUCACAGAGAUAGAUGAAGAGAACCUUUGCUUUUGAACAGCUCAUCCUUAAAUAAAGUACCCCAUAAGUUGACAUGACCCAUUAACUCAGUGGUGGGAAGGCUGUGAAAAUGGGAAGAACUUCACUAUUGCAAAUU